Messenger RNA from Gadus morhua (Atlantic cod), 2617 nucleotides. It is a transcript of the gene lamp1a, whose product is annotated as lysosomal associated membrane protein 1a. Lineage: Eukaryota; Metazoa; Chordata; Actinopteri; Gadiformes; Gadidae. The transcript has 9 exons. The record is from RefSeq and is a predicted model, not a curated record. Gene Ontology annotation, cellular component: plasma membrane; lysosomal membrane; late endosome membrane. The coding region runs from base 277 to 1521 and encodes 414 amino acids. Gene Ontology annotation, biological process: establishment of protein localization to organelle.
UCACGUGACACGGCAUUCCGCACCGGGACUUGAACGCGUCCUGACGUCUGCUGUCGCUCUCCUGCGCAACAUGCCACUAAGGGGAGCCCUAUAAUACCUAAUGGAUGAAUACAAAUAAAUGCAUACGGAGAAACCAGGACGUAAUCAGUGUCACUUGUAUAGAAGGAAAAGGAUUUUAUUAUUUUCGGAUUGCGCACUGACCUGCUUCCAUCCGCGACUCACUGCGCUAGGCUAUUAUAUCGCGUUACUUCCAAGUGAAAUUUCUGGAUUGGAAACAUGAAGAAGUCAAACUUGUGUUUCCAGCUCGUCGCCUGUUCGUUGAUUUUAGGGUUCGUCCGGGCUGUGACGUUGGAGUUGAGAGAGGGAAACUCCACCUGUAUCAAGGCUGAUCUCUCCGCCUCUUUCUCCAUCACCUACAACACAACUAACACCUUGACCACAGUAAAGGUGGAUCUCCCGGACUCUACUACGGUGGAUCAGGGCAGCAGUUCAUGUGGCAGCGACGGGCGGCCGGUGUCGCUGGUGGGCGUGUUUGGGCCAGGCCACACCCUCGGACUCUCCUUCUCUAACAAUGGGAGCAUGUACAGUGUGAACAUGCUGAUCAUACAGUACAACCUGAGUGACAGCGCUCUGUUCCCCCUCUCUAACAGCUCAGGCGUUGUCACGGUGAUGACGGAAUCUGUGGGGAUGUGGGCAUGGCUCAACACCACCUACCGCUGUGUAAGCCCCGCUUCCAUCCCAGUGGGAGGGGCAAUAGUGACCUUCUCUGGGGUUAAGAUGGAGGCGUACAUGACCCAAGAAGACUUAAGCCCCGUUGAGAGUGUCUGUACUGCUGACCAAGAGGGUACCACGGCAGCGCCUACAACACCCAGCCCCACCACAACGCCAGUGCCGUCACCCACCCCGCAAGACCUCCCUGAACAGGGAACCUACGCUGUUACCAAGGGCAACGACACCUGCCUGAUGGCCAGGAUGGGACUGCAGCUUAACAUCACCUACACCUCUCAGUCCAAGAACAAUACGGUCCAGGAAGUAGUGAACAUCCACCCCAACCUGACGACGGCUUCGGGCACGUGUGGAGCCAGCAUCUCCACCCUGGUCCUGGACCAUGAGGGAAACACAAUCAUCUCGUUCACCUUCACUCUGAACACCACCUCCAACAAGUACCACCUCAGCGGCCUCGUGCUGGUGGCCAACUGGUCCGACAUGAGUGAACCAGUGUCGGUGAGCAACAGCAACCUGGCCUACCUGACCAGCGUCUUGGGCCGGUCUUACUCGUGUAACUCGGAGCAAAGUCUGAUCAUCACAGAGGCGGUCUCCAUUAAUACCUUCAGACUGCAGGUGCAGCCGUUUGCUGUGAUCAGCAAUCAGUUCGCUACAGCGGUAGAGUGCCAAAUAGACCAGGACCAGAUGUUGAUCCCCAUCGUGGUGGGAGCCGCCCUGUCCGGUCUGGUGCUUGUGGUCCUCAUAGCCUACCUGAUCGGCAGGAAGAGGAGCAACGCAGGAUACCAAACCAUCUGAUCGACCUCGCCCACGUCUCACCUGACUGACAACGCCAACCUCUCACCUGCUUGGCCGUGGCCACCUACGACCUGACAGACCACACCAACCUCUGACUGCCCAGACCAUCUCUCAACACACCAACCACCACCCCCCCCCCCUCACCCGCCCACCCUUCACUGGAACGACCAGGUCCAUCUCUCAUCCAAUACCUACACCACACCUACCUCUAACCUGCUAGACCACGCCCCCACAACUGACAGUCCAUGGCCCCCUCUAACCUGAAAGACCCGCCCCUUUCACAUGCUAGAUUAUACCCAACCCUCACCUGAUGGGAAACUCCCCUUAUAGGCCACACAGCUUAUAUGACACUGCCUCGUCUGGCCUGGAGGACCAUGCCCUCAAAUACGGCAGGCCACGCCUUCCUAGAGAUAUGCCCCAUUGUUCCAGACAUGUCCAUUUCACUUGGCAGACCACGCCCCUCUGUGUGACAGUUUGAAAAUGAAUGAGUGAAAGGUUGUUAAAAGAGUGAAAUUAAUCUAGGAUGCAUUGCGCUGUUUGCGUGUGUGAAGCUGUUUUUUCAUUAUUUGAUGUUAAAUUUUACUCCAUGUUCAUGGAUGUUGAAGUGAAAUCCGAUUAUGGACACUGUAUUAUUCAUUCUAGUUUAGAGUCUCCUGUACUCCUGCUUGGAUGUGUUUGGGUGUUUUGUUGUUAUUUAAUAAUUAUGUAAGUAGACUUUAGGUAUAUGAUACUGCUGGGGAAAGAUAAUCACCUUGAUGCAUAAACAUCCGAGAAUUCAACGGCUCAUCCACUUUCCUUGUGGCCAAAGUACAUAACACAAGGUAUUUUCCUAUAAGCGUGCUGGUUUCAGUUGCCCUGGGUUUAUCAUUUAUAUCUGCUUGGACAAACAAGAAGUACCAUGGAAAGAGAAUUGACAGACUGUCCUUUUAUUCCUGCACCAUGAGAGGUGAACAUGUGGAACAGAGUUCUCUAUACUACUUCCUGUUUGAUAUGAAAUGUUCAGUGUUCGUUAUUUUUAUAGAAAAUACUUUUAAUCGUUUUGUAGACUUUUGCAUCCUCCUGAAGUCAAUUAAAGCUUUUAUCUGAUUAAAAAAUG